AUGAAGUGUAAGUAUUGGCUCAGAAAUAUUCAGGGUUUAAGGGGAGAAAGCAGGGCGAAGAACAAAGAAUCCUUCUGGCUACCUGGCCCUGCCUAUGUGGAAAAUUGGUCGAAUCUGCCUUUCCGUUUCGGAAUAUCGUGGAGUACACAUCGUGAGCGAAUUAAUGGUUAUGACGAGUUCGCCUUAUUUUUCCAUGACACUUACGGCGGUACGUUAAUUGGAGUUUUAUUAAAACCCCAAGCGUUAGAAAUGAAAGAUUUUAAAGUAUCGAACAUCAAUGGUCGUAAAUAUAAUGCGGACGGUCGAUUAUUUCUAAAUUUAUCGGCAAUGAUUCAAGAUUUUUAUAUUCUUGGGAACGGGCUUGUAGACUCGAUCGAUGUCCGAUCGAAACGAUUUGCUUUGACCUAACACUUCCCAACAAGAAAUUAAAAAUGCACCUUAUAAUGUAAGUUGUAAAAUAAAACUUUUAUAUGAAUUGUUUUAUAUUUGUAACUAUAAUGAACAUACAACAAUGUAUUAAAUUAUUAAAUAUGUAUAUAACAUGUUAAAUAUGUAUAUAA
Molecule: messenger RNA, 560 nt
Organism: Ceratina calcarata
Lineage: Eukaryota; Metazoa; Arthropoda; Insecta; Hymenoptera; Apidae
Product: nucleolar protein 6-like
Exons: 3
Coding region: 1-408 (135 amino acids)
Source: RefSeq, a predicted model, not a curated record